Trichoderma harzianum CBS 226.95 is the source of this 705-nucleotide messenger RNA. RefSeq lists its product as hypothetical. Gene Ontology annotation, biological process: positive regulation of transcription initiation by RNA polymerase II. The transcript is spliced from 3 exons. Bases 123 to 569 code for a protein of 148 amino acids. The record is from RefSeq and is a predicted model, not a curated record. NCBI's taxonomy places the organism in Eukaryota, Fungi, Ascomycota, Sordariomycetes, Hypocreales, Hypocreaceae. Gene Ontology annotation, molecular function: DNA binding; transcription coactivator activity.
ACGGAUAUCGCAAACGCAGAUACGAUCUCUCACCCUGCGAUAAGCUUCUUCUAGGAAUCCAAUACUAUCCUAUAACCAUCAACCAUCACAAUCACCCCGAAGCACGUCCGCAGACAUUGAACAUGCCUCCCAAGCGACGGGCCGUCGAUGACAGCGAAGACGAGGUUCCCCCCACUUCUGUCGCAAAGAAGAACAAGAGCGCCGCCGCCGCCAGUGCGCCAGAUGGCAAAGAUGACGAGGGCAAUCCAUUCUGGGAGUUGUCAAACAAGCGACGCGUGGGAGUCUCCCAGUUCAAGAAGAUGUGCUUUGUCAACAUUCGCGAGUACUACGAGAAGGAUGGAAAGAUGCUGCCCGGCAAAAAGGGCAUUUCUCUGUCUGUCGAACAAUACCUUGCCCUGAUCAAAGCAGCUCCCGGUAUCAACGCGGCUCUGCGAGCAAAGGGCCAAGACGUCGACGACCCCGACGAAAUGGAUAUUGAAGAACCCGAGGUGGCUACAAACAAGAAGAAGUCCAAGUCGGACAAGUCCAAUAUUGAAGCAACUAGCGAUGAAGACGAAGGCGAUGAUUAGAUGCGGGAGUCUCCCUGUAGACCUUGUGGUAUUUGAUUUGUGAAGUCAGCCCUAUGGGGCUUUUAAUCGCUGGAGUUGGGAGAUUCUACUUAUGGCACAGCAGGCUGGUGCCUAGCAUGAGCAGGCAGCUCGUGGA